ACCGGUUACGGCUCGGUUUGGGAUCUCGUAAAUCUCUGCAUGACUGGAUUCCGAUCAACUUUGACAUAACGAAAGAAGCAAGCUAGCGAACAAUGGUUUUCUCCAAGCUGAGGCGACCGGGAGGUAGACCCGACACUUACUCUGCCGGUGACAAUGAGGCCGCGGCAGAUAGAACCCUCUCCACGGCGCCGAUUCAAGAAGCAAAAGAGGAAGAACUAGUUGACACACCCAUCCCACUCCUCACAUGGCGCUCUUUUCUCAUGGGAGUCUUCGUGUCGAUGGGAGGUUUCCUCUUCGGGUACGACACGGGUCAGAUUUCCGGGUUCUUAGAGAUGCCGAACUUCCUUCAGCGAUACGGCCAACAGCGUUCCGAUGGCACGUACUACUUUACCAAUGCCCGCUCGGGCCUCAUUGUGGCGUUGCUGUCCGUUGGCACCCUGAUCGGCGCUCUCGUCGCAGCUCCCAUUGCAGAUCGCGUGGGUCGUAAAUGGUCCAUCAGCGGAUGGUCGGCCAUGGUAUGCGUGGGCAUCACGGUUCAGAUAUCCUCUCCGUCCGGGAAGUGGUAUCAAGUGGCCAUGGGUCGUUGGGUGGCAGGCCUCGGAGUCGGGGCAUUGUCAUUGCUCGUGCCGAUGUAUCAAGCCGAAACUGGACCAAGACACAUCCGUGGCUCACUGGUCAGCACCUACCAGCUGUUCAUCACGUUGGGCAUCUUCGUCGCCAAUUGCAUCAACUUCGGGACCGAAGCCAUGGACAGCACCGCCUCCUGGCGCAUUCCCAUGGGCAUCACCUACCUGUGGGCGAUCGUCCUGGGGGUUGGAAUUUCGCUCUUCCCCGAAACCGUCCGAUAUGACUAUCGGCACGGCAAGGUCGAGCGAGCAACCGACACCAUCGCCAAGAUGUACGGGAUUCCCCAUAAUCACCGUAGACUGAAGGAAGAGCUCGAUGAGAUCAAGCAGAAGUACGAGGAGGAAAUGGCGCGUGGGAAGGUGAGCUGGGUCCAGCUCUUCAGGGGGCCGCGCAUGAAGUACCGGGUUGCAGUCGGAGUGGCUCUCCAGGCACUGCAACAACUGACCGGGGCCAAUUACUUCUUCUACUAUGGGACAACCAUCUUCCAAGGCGCCGGGAUCAGCAACAGCUAUGUCACACAGAUGAUUCUCGGUGGUGUGAACUUCGGAACCACGUUCUUGGGUCUGUAUCUGAUCGAGAACUAUGGCCGUCGACGGUCGUUGAUCGCCGGUGCGCUGUGGAUGUUCGUGUGCUUCAUGAUCUUCGCCUCGGUGGGCCACUUCGAACUGGACCGGCAAGACCCGGAGAGCACGCACACCGCCGGGGUGGUCAUGGUCGUGUUCGCCUGUCUGUUCAUCCUGGGGUUCGCCUCCACGUGGGGCCCCAUGGUGUGGACGAUCAUCGCGGAGCUGUACCCGUCCGAGUACCGCGCGCGGGCCAUGUCGCUGGCCACCGCGUCCAACUGGCUCUGGAACUUCCUGCUGGCCUUCUUCACCCCCUUCAUCACGAGCGCGAUCGACUUCCGGUUCGGUUACGUCUUCGCCGGCUGUCUGUUCCUGGCCGCGGGCCUGGUGUACCUGA
Molecule: messenger RNA, 1587 nt
Organism: Aspergillus aculeatus ATCC 16872
Lineage: Eukaryota; Fungi; Ascomycota; Eurotiomycetes; Eurotiales; Aspergillaceae
Product: sugar porter family MFS transporter
Exons: 4
Biological process (GO): transmembrane transport; carbohydrate transport
Cellular component (GO): plasma membrane
Molecular function (GO): carbohydrate:proton symporter activity
Source: RefSeq, a predicted model, not a curated record